AUGGCACACAGAAGCGACUUCUCGCUGGCUAUUUGCUGCACAGUGACAGUCCGUGCCUGGUGUCUGCCCUGUACUGCGAAUUGCAAGCACACAACAACGGCAAGGCGAUGUUUGUGCUCUACGAGAACGAGAACUGCAAGGUUCCGACACCGUGCCGCUCGCCCAUACUGCCGUAGCCUGGACUUGCAAAACUUGGCAUCAAUUGCAGCUGCUUCUCUGUUGACCAGCGGGACUUUAGCAGCCGCACGCUCUCGGAGAGGAAGCUUUGGCUUCGUGCUAUCUCCAACAUCAAAGUGA
This is a messenger RNA of Symbiodinium sp. CCMP2592, 297 nucleotides long. The record is from the annotation of a GenBank genome assembly. NCBI's taxonomy places the organism in Eukaryota, Dinophyceae, Suessiales, Symbiodiniaceae.